Messenger RNA from Amoebophrya sp. A25, 1231 nucleotides. The record is from the annotation of a GenBank genome assembly. Lineage: Eukaryota; Dinophyceae; Syndiniales; Amoebophryaceae.
CUGAGGGCACAUCGUCUGCUGCUGAAGCAGGUUCUGGCACAGACACUACUUCUACUACGUCCAGGAUUGCGCCUGCUGCUGCUCUCAACAUUGCGGACCUGCUGGACAUGGAUGUUGCAGCUUUUGAGGGCAAGCUCAAGGAGGAAGCCGCUGAGAGGAAGGAGUGGAAGCUUGGUCGUUCGACCUUUGCAGAGGAGAAGACUCCGGAUGAGAUGCGUUGGCCCCUCAACGUCGCCGAGUCCAACGAGUGCAUGAAGAUUCUGCGCAACAAGAAUCCGGACAACAUGCAGCUGACGAAUGUGGCGGAAGCUGUCAGUGCAGGAAGCAUUGAGAUGGGAAUCCUGCGUGCGGAAGGUAUAUAUUUAUGAUUAUUGCAAUUCUUUCAUAUACUAGCAAGUUAUGCAUUUUCUUGGGAAUAAGUGGGCAGUUUUUAUCUUAUUGAAGAAGAGGCAACACAUAUAGAAAGUUUAGAAAAUUUAGACUGCAACCUGUUUGCAUUUUUAUACUUUCGAGCCAACGAGAUCAAUUACUAUAGCAGCACAUCAAAACCCAUAAGAAAACUACAGUGAAAGUCUUACCUUCGCACCUUCUUCAUUUAUCAUGAAUCACCCACCAUCUCGCCAGAUUUGUCCGAGCCAUACGACCAGCUGGCGACUUGGGUGAGCAACUCUUUGUACCGUCGCGCGAAAUCUUCGAACAGCAAGGCGAUGGAAUUCUUCGACAAGUAUUUGGCUUAUCUUUGAUUCUGGUAGAUGAUACCACGUUCGUACUCUACUGGUGGGAAUACAUACCAAGUCCUUUGAUCUAGUGGCAAAAAUGCAUGGACUUUCACACUCGAGUCUUUGUCUUAUCAUCUUCUAGUACCAGUUUUCUCUUUUCGUUUCUGCAGGAGCAAGCACAUCUUCGAGACCACGGCGCCCAAACUUUGCGAAGCGGCAACUGUUGUGGUGAAGCUCGGAGAAAUUGGCGGCUCGGCUGUCGAGUUGCAAGAGUCGGACGAUGAAGGUGGACCAAUGGGCCUCGGUAACCCCUCUAACUUCGAGUUUGAAGAGACCCAAGUUGCUCCGCCAGCUGAUGACCCCAGUGAGCCUGAGGGACCUCCUCAGCAGCCGGCUGUCGAUGUUGCCGAAGUGCUGUCCCGCCGUUUGACGUUCCGUGAGUUGGAGGAUAUGCGUCGUGUUCUGGCUUCCGCUGAGAUCGCUUUGUUCGACUACCAUACGCAAAAGCUGCG